AUGACCACAGCUGCUUCAUCUUCAUUAUAUGAGAAACAACCACCCUCAACAGUGAUUUCAUUUAUUCAGUCGCAAAAAGGAAAACCUUUGCUUGUAUUAGAUAAAUACCUUUUCAAAUUGAACAAACCAACAACAACUAAAAAAUAUUGGAUAUGUACACUUAUUGAAUGCUCAGCGAAAAUUCAUACAAAUAUAAAUGAUCAUUUCAUUAAAAUGAUUGGUGAACAUUGUCACCCUGCUGAAUCAGAAAGGAUAGAUGUGCGUGAAUUUCGAAAAAAUGUGAAACACCGAGCAAUAAAUGAGACAACACUCAUUCCACGUAUCUAUGAUGAAGAAUGUGCAAAAGCAAUGUUAUCAACUUUAUCAAUAGCUAUAUUACCAAGUGAACGUGAAAUAAAUAAGCAAAUAGUGUUGUUGGAUGCUUAA
Messenger RNA from Rotaria sp. Silwood2, 426 nucleotides. The record is from the annotation of a GenBank genome assembly. Lineage: Eukaryota; Metazoa; Rotifera; Eurotatoria; Philodinida; Philodinidae.